AUGGAGAUGGAGCUGAGAUGGAGCAGAGAUGGAGUUGAGAUGGAGCAGAGAUGGAGCAGAGAUGGAGUUGAGAUGGAGCUGAGAUGGAGCAGAGAUGGAGCUGAGAUGGAGCAGAGAUGGAGCAGAGAUGGAGCUGAGAUGGAGUUGAGAUGGAGCAGAGAUGGAGCAGAGAUGGAGUUGAGAUGGAGCAGAGAUGGAGCAGAGAUGGAGCAGAGAUGGAGCAGAGAUGGAGCUGAGAUGAAGCAGAGAUGGAGCUGA
Molecule: messenger RNA, 258 nt
Organism: Knipowitschia caucasica
Lineage: Eukaryota; Metazoa; Chordata; Actinopteri; Gobiiformes; Gobiidae
Source: the annotation of a GenBank genome assembly